GCGGGAUUUCACGAGACAUAUGUCAAGGUUGAGUGGAAGGUCACCUUCUCAAGCAGCCGAUGCAUACCCUUGUGGGAGGUGCUUAAUUUCCAAAAAUGGAUAGUACCAGUACUAGCGGGUCUAAGCAUCCCCCACCGCCCCAGUCGUAUAGGAGCAGGCAAGAUAGCGUCAUGGCGUUACCGGGAAGAGAAGGACAGGAACUUACCCACGGAAGUGGGGCUGGGAAAGCCAUCGGUGUCUUCACCAGUGGUGGCGACUCUCAGGGUAUGAACUCUGCUGUCCGGGCAGUAGUGCGUAUGGGAUUUUAUCUAGGAUGCAAAGUCUACUAUAUCAGAGAGGGUUACCAAGGAAUGGUGGACGGUGGAGACCACAUACAGGAGGCUACCUGGGCCAGUUCUUCUGGGAUCAUGCAGAUGGGAGGGACUGUAAUUGGCAGUGCCCGAUGUGCAGAUUUCCGUUCAAGAGAUGGUCGUCUAAAGGCUGCAGAAAAUCUGGUCAAGUGUAACAUAACCAACUUAGUGGUGAUUGGUGGAGAUGGAAGCUUGACCGGUGCCAACCUUUUCAGGAUCGAGUGGUCAAGUCUUUUGGAUGAACUGUUAGAAGCUGAGAGGAUCACACCUGAUCUCCACCAGCAGUGCAGCCACCUGAACAUUGUAGGGAUGGUGGGUUCUAUAGACAACGACUUCUGUGGUACCGACAUGACCAUUGGUACAGACUCCGCCCUACACAGAAUCAUAGAGGCGGUAGACGCUAUUGCAACAACAGCAUCUAGUCACCAGAGGGCGUUUGUGUUAGAGGUGAUGGGGCGUCACUGUGGAUAUUUGGGUUUAGUGGCUGCCCUGGCCACAGAAGCUGACUGGGUUUUUAUUCCUGAAUGGCCGCCAGAGGCCGGCUGGGAGGAUACCCUCUGUAAUAAACUAUCUGCCGAGAGGGCUCUAGGUCAAAGGCUGAACAUCAUACUGGUGGCUGAAGGAGCCAUAGACAGAGAGGGAAAGAGCAUCACAGCAGAAAUGGUCAAAAAUCUGAUUAUAGAGCGUCUGAAAUACGACACCAGGAUCACUGUACUGGGACAUGUCCAGAGAGGAGGCAAGCCAACCGCAUUCGACAGGAUUCUGGGGGCUCGGAUGGGAGCGGAGGCAGUACUAGCCCUGAUGGACGCUGCCCCAGGCACGCCCGCCUGUGUUGUGUCACUGGACGGUAACCAGACUGUGAGAGUCCCUCUCAUGGAGUGUGUACAGCGGACAAAGGCCGUACAAAAUGCGAUGGAUGCUAAAAACUUUGAAGAAGCUGUCCGUCUUAGAGGAAAGAGUUUCCAAAACAAUCUGGCUACAUACAGAAAGUUGAGUAAGCUGCGACCACCCAAGGGGUUAUGUGACAGCUCUGGUAAACACUGUGUUACUGGAAAAAAGUUAGCUGUGAUGAACAUUGGUGCUCCAGCCUGUGGUGCCAACGCAGCUGUCAGAUCCUUUGUCCGCCUCGCCUUGACCAAAGGUUACGAAGUGCUUGGAAUCCACGAUUCAUUUGAUGGGCUACUUUAUGGAGAUGAAAACCCACAUGAGGUUUUCUUUGAUUUCUCUGAAGGAGACGAUGACCACAGGAUAAGGGUGAAAUCUUUGGCCUGGACAGAUGUCCAGAGCUGGACAGGCAGGGGUGGAUCUCUACUGGGAACCAAGAAGAUUGUAGCUAGUAAGUACGGGAUGGACAAGAUCGCGGCCAAACUGAAGGAGUAUGACAUCAGUGGACUAUUGAUUGUGGGAGGAUUCGAGGCCUACCACAGCGCUCUACAAAUGGCAGAGGCUCGAGAACAGUUUGACGCCUACUGCAUUCCCAUCGUUGUGAUCCCUUGUACCAUUAGUAAUAACGUCCCCGGCACCGACUUCAGUCUCGGUGCUGACACUGCUCUCAAUGAAAUAGCAGAUAUCUGUGAUAGAAUCAAACAAUCAGCCACAGGAACAAAAAGGCGUCUGUUUAUUGUUGAAACCAUGGGUGGCUAUUGUGGUUACCUGGCAACCAUGAGUGGUCUGGCUGGAGGUGCAGAUGCUGCUUACAUCUAUGAGGAAAAAUUUAAUAUCACAGAUCUGAGGAAUGAUGUUAACCAUUUGAAGGAUAAAAUAAUCACUGCUGGUGUUCAACGAGGUCUCAUUCUGAGGAAUGAAAAUGCUAAUGCCAACUACUCGACAGACUUUGUGUUUAAUCUUUUCUCUGAGGAAGGGAAAGGCACAUUCACCUGCCGUAAGAACGUGUUAGGACACAUGCAGCAGGGGGGAGUGCCCUCUCCAUUUGACAGGAAUUACGGAACAAAAAUGGCCAGCAAAGCUGUCGACUACAUCAUUGGAAAAAUUGAGGAAAAUACUAAAGAAGAUGGUACAGUGUACAGUAACAGUCCCGAUUCAGCAGUGUUACUGGGAAUGACCAAGCGACAUCUCUCAUUCACACCUGUUCAGGAGCUGCGGGCAGAAACUAACUUUGAACAAAGGCUCCCAAAGAACCAAUGGUGGCUAAAACUGAGACCAUUGCUUAGGAUUCUUGCCAAACAUCGUGAGACGGCCUACGUACCGGAGGGCGUGGCGUGCGGCGUGGACGAGGUGGAAGACGAGGACAAUGCAUAAUCCCCACACAAAAUAUACACGUGUUGGUGACUCGUUUAGAAGAUUUGGGAAAACAUCGGAAAAUGUGGAAGGGGAAACUAUUAAUAUCAAUAGUUCCAUGUUGUUUUGAUUGAACUAAGGAUCCUGGAAAACAUCUGGAAAUAUUUAAAAUUUACACUUUAAUGUGAGUGUUGCCCGAGAAAUAGAAGAUGAGGACAACACCCAAUCCUCAGACACAGACUUGCAUGGCUUGUGACUUGUAGUGCGUAACCAAUGAUCUGAUUUGCUGCUUUUCAAGCUUAAGUGCGCAAAAAAGAAGAAAAGACAAAAAUCUCUCGAUUAAAAAAAAAUACUACUGCAUAAUUUUAAUCAAAUUUUCAUGAUUAUGUUGAUUUUCUCACUAUGUUCUGUUUAGGAAUGAAAUUUAUUAGUACAUAUGAAUAUUUCUCACAUAGAUGCAUAAAGGGCGGGAAUGCUGUCAAAAUAUGUCAAUCUAAUUAAAAUUAUAUCUUCGCAUCGCUCCUGUUUACUGAUAUGUCACGUGUGAAUAUAAAUAGAUUAAAAUUUGUAUACAUAGAUCAGUGCUUUUGGUUCGUAACCUAUUUUUUGACAAGUCCAUUUUCAAAUGUUGAAAAGAAAUAUCAAUAGAAGUAAAAAUACCCACCUUUUAACACAGUGUUUUAUUCAGUUUUGCGAUAUAGAAUUUCUAUGGGUCGUGAAUUCACGGUUUUAUAAAUGAUUUUAUAGAGUAGGUGAUGAGAGAAACAGGGUAUUAUGUGAUAUUGGACAUGUAUGUCGGUGCAAUCUUACAGCACCUAGAGACUGUGAUAAAGAAUACAACAGGUUCUGUGUAACAUUAUAUUAUAAUACAAUUUGUAUAACGUAAUGUUCACAGAAAGAUAAAUUGCGGUCAAAUUUUUAGUAUUGAUCCUGGAACAAAUUUGAUGGACAUAAUUUUUGGGUGAAACCCUUUAUAACAAGAACAAGUAAUUCACAGGGUUUUAUUUCGCAUAUUUUUUAGGCUCCUAAUAUAACAAGAUUAACAACUCUAUGGAAUACAAACUAUUUAUAGUACAAACAGAAUGAAUGUACUUAACAGAAAUGAUAAUAGCGUAAAUGUCAAAACAGAAAGAAAAUUGUCAACAAAAUAGCAUAUCCUGAUAAGAAAUAUUAUAUAUUAGGCCCAGGAAAAAUAUUGUAAGGGAACAGAGAUCAUCAGAUAAGUGUAUCCCUACUUCCUCACCCCAACGAACCCUGCACAUGUACAGGUGUCCUUAUACCCGGUCUAGCCUGAUCCAGUGUAUAAUGUACCUGAAUAUUGACGUACAGAUGUAGUAGUAUAAGUGGUGAGCUUUUCUCUGUUAUUAUACGAUAUGUUUGUUUCACAGGGUCUAGAAAUAGCAAUACAAUUUCUGCAUAAUGUAGCCAACACUGUUGUAAUAUAUUACGAUUGAGGACAAGAAUUGAAAUCCCUGAAAUCAAAUGUAUUUUCAGUAUUAUAGUGUUGUCAGAUGUUUUAUUAAAUGAUGAAACAGGUAUUUUAAGAUAUGUUACAAUUACUAAAUAUUUGAUCUUUAGAAACUUUGCUGAUAUUUAUAAUUUCUGAUGACACGGUGACACUGAUAGUGUACAUUAUUGUAUGUAUUACUGGUAUUUAUACAUUUUAUUGUCAUUUCUCAAGACUACAUAAUAUUAUUAUUAGCUUUGAAUUAAUCUGUCCUCGGUUAAUGUUAUUUUAUUGUCUUUAAACAUGUAAUACUGGGUUUUUUGGCAUAAUUCUCGUCUAAAAUUUCCUUUUUGCUAUUGUGAUAGUCCACGACUUGAAAGUAUUGUGACUUUCAUUAUGAUACAAUAAUAGAGACAAUUUGGCGAUGCUGCAUUAUUAAAUACCCAGUGAGUAUAACGGUCUCUCUAUAAAGUUGAUCAAGUAGAAUACAUUUCCCCAUUUAGACUCAUUUUUUGGGGGAAAUCCUAUUGUUGAAGGCAUUUCCCCCCAGAAAAUGUGUUGUUGAUAUUUUUUGGUCUUUCUGAAAUGGUGCUUUAAGUUUUUAAACUUGCUGUUUAAGUUUUAGUUGUCAUCAUCAUGCUUUGCUUCUGUGUUGUGCCAGUGUUGUGAUGAAUUACGUUUGCAUCCAUGUACUCUACUGUUUUGUUAAAUUUGGAGACUUAGAUGUUAGUAAUAUUUAAUUUUCUUGUUUAACUUUUUUCUCAAAAUCGUACAUCAUUCCACAUUUACAAAUCAAAACACUGACACUCUGAAUUUGAAAUCUGGCAAAGUGACAUUCAAAUGUAUCGGAUCUUUAGCAUUUUGUGUUCUGACCGUUUGUGGUUGACACACAUAAGUCUCUUCCACUUGUUCUGAUAUCCUGUUGUGAGCCAUUUACAUUUUAUCAAGUUGUUUUAAUAUACCUAGUUGUUUAAAUGGGUAGGGGUAUAUGUCAGGUAGUUACAUUUUGGCUCUAAUUGAUACAGUGGAAAUCUGCAUUAUUUUUUUUAAUACUAAUAUGUACUACAAAUGACCGAAAUUAAGAUUUAAUGAAAUCUCACUUACAUAGACACACUCAUAACAAUAAACAAGCAAGUCUGAUUUUAGAAAUCAUUGGUAGAAAUGUUAAGUUUUAACAUACAAAUGGGUUUCUUGAGGAGAAAAUUAAGGCCUAUUGUUAGCUUAAGCUGUUCUAACAAACACCUGUACGUGGUUUCUGUAAACUAUUACAACAGGUGAUUCUAUACUAAUUCUGAGGUAUAUAUAUUUUGGUUUUGUAGACAUGACCCUGCAUGAGUCAUAUUAGAAUGAUUUAACCACUUCCUGUUUUGAUCAUUAACAGUUGUUCACUAAUGGGAAUGUUUUAUCUCUACAUUCCAACCCUAGAAUGAUGCUGAUUCCUGCUUAAAUAUAAACAUUGUCCUCAUCAGUAAGAUAUCACAUGAUCAGUGAGUGCUGUUAUCUCUGAGUGUUUACUGGCCCUGAUGACCUCUUUUGUGUUGAUGGCCUGUUAAGAAACAAUUACUAACUAACCCUUAAAUGUUUAAAAACAUGACAUUUUUUUUAUUUAUUUUUUAUCUAAUUAACAUUUUUUUCGAGUCAAAAUGCUGACUGUUCCUGGAAUAACCCUCAAACUUAACUUGAAUUAAGGGAAGAUAGAAUGGAUAAGUACAGUAUUGAGCAGGAUUUAAGCAUAGUUUCACUGUGUUAUUACCAGACUGACUUGACUGAUAUAAGUUAACAUGUUUAUAUUUUUGCAUUUUAUCUGUAUUGUACAAUUCCUUAUUUAUAACCUACCCAACUGUAUUUGUGUGUGUGUAUUUUUGUUCCAAUGCAUUAUACCAAAUAUCUGCAUUACCACAGGGACUAUUUUUAUGUAUACCAAAUAUCUGUAAUACUACGUAGGACAGAGUGACUAAUAUAAAUUGUCUCUAUUGUGGUAACAAUGACACUACAGCAUUAAAGUAUCAGACCUGAGGCCGUUACAUUUAGGUGAUUGGAACAGCUCUCCCAUAGUUGUUUGAUCCAGAAAUGAGAAUGAACAUGUGUGUGAUAUUAACCUGGGCCUGUAAACGAUUGGAGAAAGGUUCCUGUAGCACAACCAGUGGAGUGUUAAUGUGUGACAUUUCAAUGACUAAUACAGCAGUAAUCUGUCAAUGUCAUCACUCGGUAGCGAAGCGGACGUGAAACCUAUCUAUCAAUCAAGCAGACAGAUCCAUUGUGUAAUGAAGGUGACAAGAUGCAUACAAACUUUGAACAUUCACCUUUCUACAAUCAAUACUUUUACAUGGCAAUUUUAGAGAUACCAGGCUACAGGUAGUCCUGUUUUAAAAAGAAGCCAAAUGGUCGACAACAAGUCCCACACGAUAAAUAAAAAUGUCUGCGUUAAGGAUCCCCGUACCACUGUCAAAAAUGGUGACUAUUUGUCAGGGACUUUCUUUUUGUAUGAUUACAGUUUGAUAAACCUCUGAAAAUAAAAUCAGACCCAGCAGGACUAUUAAAAAAUUAUAUAUACAAAAAAAAAAAGAGGUAUCAGCGGCUGUAUGUAUGAAAAUGUACAAUUUACUUCUCUAGUGUUUUGAAGCAGUGGGACAGGGAUCCUUAAAUGGUAGUUGACCCAUUCCAGCCACACUUAUGUAAAUGGACCUUGGACUUGCAUAUUUAUAGAUUUUCACAGUCAAUAUCUUUUUUCUUUUGUACUUAAUACUUAUAGACAAGGUAAGAAUUUGGAUAACAUUGUUGUAAUUGAAGUUAUAUUAUAUUUUACAUAUAAUCUUAGAACAUGUACACCUUAGAUUGUUUUUGUAAAUGUUAUUGGAAUAUUUGUUUUCAACAAUAGAAAUGGUCUCACGAUUAAUUACUCCACCAGAUCCUAUGUUAUGACUAAACGAUUUGGAAAUCUUGCCAGUAAAUAUAUUAAUUAAUUGUUGAUUUCUGAUGUUCGGUGAAACAAAUGUUAUUGGGGUUAUGUUGUGUACAGUGAAUGAACCAUUUCACUAAGCUGUUUGUCCAGAGUACUUUUUGUAAAGUGCUGUAUAGAUAUCAGUAAUCCUAUGUACUGUACUUGGUAUGGGAGGAAGCUCCUAUCUGUGAUAUAUACUUAUUAUUCUGACGCGUCUCUUUAUAGUUAUACCCAAUGUCAUAAAGAAUAUUUCCAUACAGCCUGUCCUAGUUUAUACUUUUUUUGUACUUAAUUUUGAAACAAAACACUUACAUACAGAUAAGUGGGGAGGGCACACUUACAUACAGAUAAUGCGGAGGGCACACUUACAUACAGAUAAGUGGAGAGGGCACACUUACAUACAGAUAAUUGGGAGGGCACACUUACAUACAGAUAAGUGGGGAGGGCACACUUACAUACAGAUAAGUGGGGAGGGCACACUUGCAUACAGAUAAGUGGGGAGGGCACACUUGCAUACAGAUAAGUGGGGAGGGCACACUUAAAUACAGAUAAGUGGGGAGGGCACACUUAAAUACAGAUAAGUGGGGAGGGCACACUUGCAUACAGAUAAGUGGGGAGGGCACACUUACAUACAGAUAAGUGGUGAGGACACACUUACAUACAGAUAAGUGGUGAGGGCACACUUACAUACAGAUAAGUGGGGAGGGCACACUUACAUACAGAUAAGUAGGGAGGGCACACUUACAUAUAGAUAAGUGGGGAGGGCACACUUACAUACAGAUAAGUAGGGAGGGCACACUUACAUAUAGAUAAGUGGGGAGGGCACACUUCCAUAUAGAUAAGUGGGGAGGGCACACUUACAUACAGAUAGGUGGGGAGGGCACACUUACAUACAGAUAAGUGGUGAGGACACACUUACAUACAGAUAAGUGGUGAGGGCACACUUACAUACAGAUAAGUGGUGAGGACACACUUACAUACAGAUAAGUGGGGAGGGCACACUUACAUAUAGAUAAGUGGGGAUGGCACACUUACAUACAGAUAAGUGGGGAUGGCACACUUACAUACAGAUAAGUGGGGAGGGCACACUUACAUAUAGAUAAGUGGGGUUACUGUAUACUGGGAAACUUAAGCCCAGUCAAAUAUUCUCUGCCCAUAAAAUCCAUGUUCGCCUAGUGUUAAUUUCGCUCUUCACAUGUAACUACUAUAUAUUGUAUGUUGUGUACUAAUAUUCGAUGUCAUGAUAAAUUCACCCUCAUUGUGGCCUCCCACAAAUAAAAGGCGAAAAUUACACAUUGGUAAAAAUUUCUUGUAUACAGUAUUUAGUUAGCCAUUGAAGUUUUGUUUGAAAAUAGGGAGGGUACACCCACAUGUAUGCAAUUAAACUAGCCACUGGCUUACAGUUCUACUACUUUGUGCUGUUAGCAGAUUUGAGCAAAUGAAUUUAAGUUUAGUUACAGUUCUUACAGAUUUUAUCAAUUUUACUUCAUAGGUUUUACUUUGAACUGUGAACACUUGUUAUAGAUGUAUGUGACGUUUUGUUAACUGGUGCAUGUCUGUAUUGAAAGAAUUAUUCACAGAAAUUCCUUGAUAUUGUGUUUAAGUUAAAUGUCAUAUAUAAUAGUUGUACCCUGUGAGUGGCUCUUGGUGAAAAAAAGUAAAUAAAAAAUGUUAGAACAAA
This is a messenger RNA of Mizuhopecten yessoensis (Yesso scallop), 8657 nucleotides long. Its product is annotated as ATP-dependent 6-phosphofructokinase-like. The transcript is spliced from 24 exons. Gene Ontology annotation, cellular component: 6-phosphofructokinase complex; cytoplasm. Lineage: Eukaryota; Metazoa; Mollusca; Bivalvia; Pectinida; Pectinidae. Gene Ontology annotation, molecular function: ATP binding; 6-phosphofructokinase activity; monosaccharide binding. Bases 96 to 2609 code for a protein of 837 amino acids. Gene Ontology annotation, biological process: canonical glycolysis; fructose 1,6-bisphosphate metabolic process; fructose 6-phosphate metabolic process. The record is from RefSeq and is a predicted model, not a curated record.